CUCUCUCUCUCUCUCUCUCAGGUUCCACUUUCCACCUGCUCUGUUUCUCUCCUCUGUUUCCACUUUCAUGCAAAAGAGGAGCCAAUGGGCAGCGCCUUAACGUGUCUGUACCCCAAGGAGAACAAGCAUUACGCCCCUAAAAGUGUCCGAGGCAGCUCGGGCUCUCCGCGGGCACCACCUCCCGCCGCCGGCAGAAAAACCGCCCCGACCAGCGCCUUCGCAUCGCCGGCGGCCAAAGAGACUCCCACUGCUUUUCUCGACGAUGAUCUGAUACGGAAGCAAGCUCUGGAAGCUGUUCUGCUCUUUAAGCAUCACCAGAGCCAGAAAAACGGUUCUUUUUCGGGCAACUUCGAUCGGUCCACCUCUGUGCGAGAUCACCCACUUUCGAUGAACUCUAGGAAGCAGAACUUCCCGAGGAGUUCGAGCACCAGGCCCCGUUCUUCGAUGGAUUCUCUUGUCCAACCUCGUCAGCUUCUUAAUCAGGAUUUUGAUAUUGAAACUAUGGAGACCAAACAUUUUGUUCUUGUUCAUGGGGGUGGUUUUGGUGCUUGGUGUUGGUAUAAAACCAUUGCCUUUCUUGAACAAAGUGGGUUUAAAGUUGACGCAGUGGAGUUAACAGGGUCUGGAAUUCAUUCAUUUGACACAAACAGUGUCACAAGUCUUGCACAAUAUGUGAAGCCACUUACAGAUUUCCUUGAAAAGCUUGGGGACGGGGAGAAGGUGAUUUUGGUGGGACAUGAUUUUGGUGGUGCUUGUAUCUCAUACGCAAUGGAACUAUUUCCAUCAAAAGUCUCAAAAGCUGUUUUUAUUGCUGCAGCAAUGUUGGCUAAUGGGCAGAGCACCCUUGAUAUUUUUUCCCAACAGGCAAACCCAGAUGGUCUGAUGCAACAUGCUCAGAUAUUCUUGUAUGGCAAUGGAAAAGAUCACCUUCCCACUGCUAUAGAUCUUGACAAAGCAUUACUGAGAGACAUGCUGUUUAACCAAACCCCUGAUAAGGACAUUGCAUUGGCAUCAGUAUCAAUGAGACCAAUCCCUUUUGCUCCAGUUUUAGAGAAGCUCUCGCUUUCUGAUGUGAACUAUGGCUCUGUCAGGCGCUUUUAUAUAAAAACACAGGAAGAUUGCGCUGUCCCUAUCUCUCUACAGGAAGCCAUGAUCAAAUCACAUCCCCCAGAACAAGUUUUCCAGCUUAAAGGCUCUGAUCACUCACCCUUUUUUUCAAAACCUCAGGCCUUGCAUAGGGUAUUGGUAGAGAUAUCAAAGAUUGGAUCAAAGCAAGUUUCCCCGUUGCACGAGAGCCUUGUGUCUUGAAAAGAAAAGGACAACAAUACAAAUUUCAUGCUUGAUCAUGAAAUGUUUCAUGCAUGGUCAAAAGAAUUCAACAUUAGCCAGAACCAUGCAUGUUGAUCAAUGUCUCUGAUCCUUGAUUCAUGCAUGAUCAAGUGCUGGGAUAUGCCAUAUUUUACCGGCCUUGAGCUGUUGCUGUAAAUUUUCCACGGCAAUGGAAUUCCUGGGAUUCAGAUUUUGUAUUGCAUUGACAUGUAUAAGAGAAAAAUAAGGUAAUUUUCUAGUGGCAUCUGGUCAAUUCUUGGUGUUACUUCCUGAUUCUUCUCUUGUAAAAAACUAUUUAUAUAUGUAUAAUGUAUUUAUGUGUAAGAAAUAGAAUCUUUGUUGUUCUGUUUGGUAAAAA
Malania oleifera is the source of this 1687-nucleotide messenger RNA. RefSeq names its product putative methylesterase 11, chloroplastic. NCBI's taxonomy places the organism in Eukaryota, Viridiplantae, Streptophyta, Magnoliopsida, Santalales, Ximeniaceae. Gene Ontology annotation, molecular function: methyl indole-3-acetate esterase activity; methyl jasmonate esterase activity. The record is from RefSeq and is a predicted model, not a curated record. The transcript has 5 exons. Bases 85 to 1308 code for a protein of 407 amino acids.